Molecule: messenger RNA, 1074 nt
Organism: Pieris napi
Lineage: Eukaryota; Metazoa; Arthropoda; Insecta; Lepidoptera; Pieridae
Product: insulin-related peptide 4-like
Exons: 2
Coding region: 170-547 (125 amino acids)
Cellular component (GO): extracellular region
Molecular function (GO): hormone activity
Source: RefSeq, a predicted model, not a curated record
GAUAGCAGAAGACAAAAUACUGUUCAAGAACAAUCUUAUUGCGCAUACAUAGAACCGAUUGCCUAUGACAAUAACAAUUAAUAGACAAAUAACACGUGCCUAACAUAUCCACCCACGUCACGCGUCCUACGGGAUUCAGGAUCAAUCAGUCAUUAGACAGCGAAUAUUCAUGAGAUUACUAUAUAAGCCGAGAUAUUCCCCAUCUCACUACAUUCACCGAACUAUCUCCGCAAGCAUCAUGAAGUACCAGGCCGUCCUCAUCUUUGCUCUCGUCUUAUGCAGCAGUCAAGGGGAAGGGCGAAUGUUAUGCGGAGGAAGACUGUCCGAAAUCGUAGCGUAUUUAUGCGCAAACCCGUUGACGAGUAGAGAAGAUUUCGCCAGUUUUCAAAUGAAACGAGCGGGGAACUCCUACAACUCAAUAACCAAUGCUGUCGACUGGCCCUGGAUACCACAAAAUGAAGCUAAGGGGAUUAGGAACAAGCGUAGAAUCAUCGACGAGUGUUGCAAAAAGUCCUGUACUGUUGACGAACUCAUGGAAUAUUGUUAAAAUCUGCUAUAAAUGUUCAGCAUUAAUUACAUAAUAUCAUUGAAGCAGAAUUUUACAUAGAUGUUAUGAACGGGUUCCUUGGUAUGUAAAUAAAAUCUAGUCAUAAAUAAUUACAAAAACAAAUUUAAGCUCUCAUUUCUAAUCACAAAAACAUCUUGUUCCAUAUUUGGCCUACCGAUUUCAAGGCGUAUAAAAACCGAACUAUUAAUCAUUAAAAGUGAUUUAGCGACCAAUAAACGUACACAUUAAGCACCAGAACUAAAUAAAGCAAUUGACAAACAAACCGGGCGCUGAGAGCAAUCACAUCAAUUUGCUGGGGGCUGGUUUUUUGCUCGUAUCGCGUCAACCUACAUACCACCUCGGCGACAGGUAUUGCUGGCAUACAUCGAAAACUGUUUUAUAAAUUUGUACUUAUUGCGGUAUUUAUUAGGCUUUAAGUAACAUGAUGUACUUAUCAAACAAUCAAUGAAGAUGUUUUAUUGACAAUCGUGUUGUAAAAUUCGGAACUAAAAGUGAACGUUUAGGUA